UGCUCCUCUCUCCCGGAAUCCCGGUCCACCACCUGCCCUGCUCGGGUGCUCUCUUUCUUCCCAUUCUCCAGCCGCCGCGGCGACGCGCAGACCUAGCACUACCAGAGAAACACCCGAGAUGGCGAUGGCUCUGCGCCGCCUCGCGGGCGUGUCCGGCUCGCCGUCGGCCUCCGCUGCCGCGGCCGCGCUGCUACUCCGGCCGGCGCUGACCCGCCCGAUCUCCACCGGCUUCCGCGAGGAGCGCGACACCUUCGGUCCCAUCCAAGUCCCCAACGACAAGCUGUGGGGCGCGCAGACGCAGAGGUCGCUGCAGAACUUCGACAUUGGCGGGGAGCGCGAGAGGAUGCCCGUGCCCAUCAUCCGCGCUUUUGGCGUGCUAAAAAAAUGCGCCGCUAAGGUGAAUAUGGAGUAUGGUCUGGAUCCAACAAUAGGGAAGGCCAUAAUGCAGGCAGCUGAGGAGGUCGCAGAGGGAAAGUUGGAUGAUCACUUCCCACUUGUUAUCUGGCAAACUGGCAGUGGCACGCAAAGCAACAUGAAUGCCAAUGAGGUAAUUGCAAAUAGGGCAGCCGAGAUCCUUGGACACAAGCGCGGUGAGAAGUUUGUGCACCCAAAUGAUCAUGUGAAUAGGUCACAAUCUUCAAAUGAUACAUUUCCCACUGUAAUGCAUAUAGCAGCGGCCGUUGAGAUAAAUUCGAGGUUUAUCCCAAGUUUGCAACAGUUGCAUGAUUCACUUCAUUCAAAAACUGUUGAGUUUAAAGACAUAAUUAAAAUUGGACGUACACAUACCCAAGAUGCCACCCCGUUGACUCUUGGCCAAGAAUUCAGUGGUUACACUACACAGGUCAAAUAUGGAAUUGACCGUAUUAAUUGUACAUUACCUCGGAUGUACCAGCUUGCUCAAGGUGGAACUGCAGUUGGAACUGGCUUGAACACUAAGAAAGGAUUUGAUGUCAAAAUAGCUGCUGCAGUGGCUGAGGAAACAAACCUACCCUUUGUGACAGCAGAGAACAAGUUUGAAGCUUUGGCAGCGCAUGACGCUUUUGUCGAGAGCAGUGGCGCGGUAAAUACAAUUUCUGCAUCUCUUAUGAAGAUAGCAAAUGACAUACGCUUGCUAGGAAGUGGUCCUCGAUGUGGUCUUGGUGAACUAAUCCUACCAGAAAAUGAGCCUGGGAGCAGCAUUAUGCCUGGAAAAGUUAAUCCAACCCAGUGCGAAGCUCUGACAAUGGUUUGUGCUCAGGUUAUGGGUAAUCAUGUUGGUGUUACAGUUGGUGGUGCAAAUGGGCAUUUUGAACUGAAUGUUUUUAAGCCAAUGAUAGCAGCCGGAUUGCUUCGAUCAUUGAGGUUGUUAGGGGAUGCAUCUGUGUCCUUCGAGAAAAAUUGUGUCAGGGGAAUUCAAGCAAACCAUAAGAGAAUUUCACAACUUUUGCAUGAGUCUCUGAUGUUGGUGACAUCUUUGAACCCUAAAAUUGGCUAUGACAAUGCUGCAGCUGUUGCUAAGAAAGCCCACAAAGAAGGAACCACGUUGAAGAAAGCUGCAUUAGACCUUGGAGUAUUAACGGAGCAAGAAUUCCAUGAACUUGUUGUCCCAGAGAAAAUGAUCGGUCCUUCUGAUUGAUAACCCCAUGUUCAUUAUGUUUCUUUAAAGCAUUCAGGUUGCCACAUCCGGAGUUCUGGUGGUUUCCUGUGAUGCCAACUUAAUGAUUCUAGUGCACCCGUAAAUAAACCAAAUAAUUUUUCAUAUGGUCAUUAGGUCCUCUCCACACUGGAGAAAUGAUUUUUGCAUGGCGGAUGGUACCUGAGAAAACAAUUGUACGCUUGUUCCAAUAGGACAAUAGGGCACUUUGAUGGAUGAGGCACCUUCCAUUCUCCUGGCAUCGGUCAAGCUUUUGUUGCCAGGUAGCUAAUGCUAUGUAAUAAGUGACAUGGCAACCAUGUCUAGAAACUAUUUGCAUUGGUCUUUGACAAGUGGAAGUAGAAAUAUACCCGAGUUCUAGUUCUUUU
Molecule: messenger RNA, 2001 nt
Organism: Sorghum bicolor (sorghum)
Lineage: Eukaryota; Viridiplantae; Streptophyta; Magnoliopsida; Poales; Poaceae
Product: fumarate hydratase 1, mitochondrial-like
Exons: 17
Coding region: 119-1615 (498 amino acids)
Biological process (GO): tricarboxylic acid cycle; fumarate metabolic process; malate metabolic process
Cellular component (GO): mitochondrion; tricarboxylic acid cycle heteromeric enzyme complex
Molecular function (GO): fumarate hydratase activity
Source: RefSeq, a predicted model, not a curated record